CCCAGCUCCAGUUUAGUCACAAAUAUUUCGCUUGCUUCCUAAAUACCAGCUCAGUCCAUUUACUAAUCUGCUGUUCCUUAGAUUACGACUUGUUUGUAGAGGAAAUAACCCGAGGGUUAAAUUAUCCAAUGAGAUGCACCUGGCAUGCUGCUUUAAGAAAAUGUAACGCGAGCCAUUUUCUGAAUAUUUUCUGUGGCGUGUAAGUUUACAACUGAAAGGUGGUUACAAGGCGUCGCUUUAGUGUAGGAUGAGCUUACAAAGUCCUCAAUGUACACUACCCAUAAAACUGAGCAUCUUGGGACUGACCUUUUUAAUCACUAUUUUAUGGGUAUUACUGCUGGAUCUAGCAGGGUGGAGGUUUGCCAGCUACUAUUACCAAGAUAUUUCCUUAAAGCCUAGAUACAGAGGCAGUGUGGAUGGUAAUUACAGUAGCAUCUGGCAUAUACGGACGUAUACCUCUAUACCACCCUUUGAAAGGGCUUUAGCGUUAUCUGGAGAUGCCAGAUGUCCCUCUGGGUUCUACAGCACGGAGGAGCUCAAGCCUCAUAUACAGAGGCCUCUGGAGGAUCCAGAAGGACCUGGAGCUGAUGGAAAGCCCUUCAUCUCUGGCUUAUUGACACCUGCAGAGCUGAUGGAGAAGCAGAAGGGCCUUUCUAGAAACGGCUUCAACCAGUUUGCCAGCGACCGCAUCUCCUUCCACCGCAGUCUUGGUGUAGACACACGCCCCCUCGAAUGCGUUGAGCAGAAGUUCAGCAGAUGUCCACGGUUACCCUCCACCAGCGUGAUUAUUGUGUUCCACAAUGAGGCGUGGUCCACUCUUCUCCGCACCAUCUGCAGUGUCUUACAUACUUCACCUGCUGUUUUACUUAAAGAAAUCAUACUGGUGGAUGAUGCAAGUACUCAAGAUCAUCUCAAAGCCCCAUUAGAUCAGUAUGUCCAGUCCCUUGAGACUGUGCGUGUCCUGAGGCAGCGUGAGAGGAAGGGUCUAAUCUCUGCCAGACUGAUGGGUGCACGAGAGGCUGGAGGAGAGGUGCUUGCCUUCCUGUUGGCCUUGCUGCGGUUAUCUCGGUUUGUUGUCAAUCUUUGUCUUCUGGACAACUGCCAGAUCAACAGUGAGUGUUUCUAUGGUUGGUUGGAGCCCCUGUUGGCCCGGUUAGUUCAGGAACCUACCACAGUUGUGAGCCCAAGCAUUGCUGUCAUCAACAAGAACAAUCUACAGUUCGUUAAGCCAGUGGUGUCGGCCCGCACACACUCUCGCGGGAACUUUGACUGGAUCCUGAGCUUCGGCUGGGAGACAAUACCUGAAGAAGAGAGAGUGAAACGCAAAGAUGAAACUUAUCCAGUCAGGACACCCACAAUUGCUGGUGGGCUUUUUGCUAUUUACAAGCAGUUCUUUGAACAUGUUGGAACUUAUGAUGACAAGAUGGAGUUUUGGGGAGCAGAGAACAUAGAAAUGUCAUUUAGGGUAUGGUUGUGUGGAGGUAGGCUAGAGAUCAUUCCUUGUUCUGUGGUCGGCCACAUCUUUCGCACCAGAAGUCCACAUUCCUUCUCUAAAGGUAUAGAUGUGAUUGCACGCAACCAGGUUCGCCUCGCAGAAGUCUGGAUGAAUGAUUACAAGAAGAUUUUCUACAACAGAAAUAAAAAAGCUGCUUCUAUUGCAGCAGGGAAAUCAUACGGGGACAUCAGUGAGCGGCUACGGCUCAAAGAAAGACUGAAUUGCAAAAACUUCUCCUGGUUCCUCGAAAACGUUUACCCUGAGGCUUUUGUGCCCCAUUUAAACCCUGUGCUGUUCGGAUCGUUAAAGAACAUUGCCACAAACACUUGUCUUGAUAUUGGUGAAAAGAAUUUUGGAGGGAAGUCGGUGAUUUUAUUCAUUUGCCACAACAUGGGAAUCAAUCAGUAUUUUGAGUACACGUCACAUCAGGAGCUGAGGCAUAAUAUUGAUAAGCAGCUGUGUCUGCAUGCAACGAUCGAGCCUGAACCCGUGCGAGUGGAGCUGUGCAACUUUCAGGGCGAAGGAACCGUCCCAGCUCCACAGCAGACGUGGACUUUCAUUCUUGCUUCCCAACAGAUAUAUCUUGUCCACAAUGCUCUAUUUAAUAAGUGUCUAAUGGUGGAGUUUGGCAACAUCAUCAUGAAAAACUGUGACCCUGCCAACAAUUAUCAGCACUGGUCUUUCAUCUGAUAUGAAGUCAAAAGGGGCUCGUCCUCCAUCAGAUUACCCGAUUCCUUUUUUUUGUAAUGAAACUGAAGUUUAAGGAAUAGUUAAUCAAAUAUCGCUGUUUUGCACUAUUGUACGUUUUCUAAAUCUGUCAACUGAAUCUGAAUAGAUUAAAUGUAAUAAAAUCAUUGUUUGUCAAAUAAUGCGCACUUUUAACUAACAGUUCUGUUUCUCGCAUUGAAAGCUGAUUAGCAUUUGAUCGUUGUAUUUAUUAAAUAAAAGCUGAUGAUGCAUUAAAAUGUCUUUGUGAGCAAGUUCACUUAAAAAUCCUAUCGAGUAUGUACAUUAACGCAAGGUGGCGCUAAAGCAAUAUAAUAAAAUUGUGUAUUAUUAUGUUCUGCGUGCAGCUGUUAACAAAAUGCUAAAUGUCUAAAUCAUUACAGUAGCUUUAUGCUAAAUAUAUAUGCGAAUAUGUCUAAUCG
Molecule: messenger RNA, 2643 nt
Organism: Puntigrus tetrazona (Sumatra barb)
Lineage: Eukaryota; Metazoa; Chordata; Actinopteri; Cypriniformes; Cyprinidae
Product: polypeptide N-acetylgalactosaminyltransferase 6-like
Exons: 12
Coding region: 248-2185 (645 amino acids)
Cellular component (GO): Golgi apparatus
Source: RefSeq, a predicted model, not a curated record